AUGACCGAGGAGACCACCGGUGUUCCAGAAACCACCGAGGCGGAGAACACGGCAAUGACCGAGGAGACCACUGGUGUUCCAGAAACCACCGAGGCGGCGAGCAUGGCAACGCCUGGGGCGGGCGGGACCACCGGUGUUCCAGAAACCACCGAGGCAGCGAACACGGCAAUGACCGAGGAGACCACCGGUGUUCCAGAAACCACCGAGGCGGAGAACACGGCAAUGACCGAGGAGACCACUGCCGAGGAGACCACUGGUGUUCCAGAAACCACCGAGGCGGCGAGCAUGGCAACGCCUGGGGCGGGCGGGACCACCGGUGUUCCAGAAACCACCGAGGCAGAGAACACGGCAAUGACCGAGGAGACCACCGGUUUUCCAGAAACCACAGAGGCGGCGAACACGGCAAUGACCGAGGAGACCACCGGUGUUCCAGAAACCACCGAUGCAGCGAACACGGCAAUGACCGAGGAGACCACCGGUGUUCCAGAAACCACCGAGGCGGAGAACACGGCAAUGACCGAGGAGACCACCGGUGCUCCAGAAACCACAGAGGCGGCGAACACGGCAAUGACCGAGGAGACCACCGGUGUUCCAGAAACCACCGAGGCGGAGAACACGGCAAUGACCGAGGAGACCACCGGUGUUCCAGAAACCACAGAGGCGGCGAACACGGCAAUGACCGAGGAGACCACCGGUGUUCCAGAAACCACAGAGGCGGCGAACACGGCAAUGACCGAGGAGACCACCGGUGUUCCAGAAACCACCGAGGCGGCGAACACGGCAAUGACCGAGGAGACCACCGGUGUUCCAGAAACCACCGAGGCGGAGAACACGGCAAUGACAGAGGAGACCACCGGUGUUCCAGAAACCACCGAGGCGGCGAACACGGCAAUGACAGAGGAGACCACCGGUGUUCCAGAAACCACCGAGGCGGCGAACACGGCAAUGACCGAGGAGACCACCGGUGUUCCAGAAACCACCGAGGCGGAGAACACGGCAAUGACCGAGGAGACCACCGGUGCUCCAGAAACCACCGAGGCGGCGAACACGGCAAUGACCGAGGAGACCACCGGUGUUCCAGAAACCACCGAGGCGGAGAACACGGCAAUGACCGAGGAGACCACCGGUGUUCCAGAAACCACAGAGGCGGCGAACACGGCAAUGACCGAGGAGACCACCGGUGUUCCAGAAACCACCGAGGCGGCGAACACGGCAAUGACCGAGGAGACCACCGGUGUUCCAGAAACCACCGAGGCGGAGAACACGGCAAUGACAGAGGAGACCACCGGUGUUCCAGAAACCACCGAGGCGGCGAACACGGCAAUGACAGAGGAGACCACCGGUGUUCCAGAAACCACCGAGGCGGCGAACACGGCAAUGACCGAGGAGACCACCGGUGUUCCAGAAACCACCGAGGCGGAGAACACGGCAAUGACCGAGGAGACCACCGGUGUUCCAGAAACCACAGAGGCGGCGAACACGGCAAUGACCGAGGAGACCACCGGUGUUCCAGAAACCACCGAUGCGGCGAACACGGCAAUGACCGAGGAGACCACCGGUGUUCCAGAAACCACCGAGGCGGAGAACACGGCAAUGACAGAGGAGACCACCGGUGUUCCAGAAACCACCGAGGCGGCGAACACGGCAAUGACCGAGGAGACCACCGGUGUUCCAGAAACCACCGAGGCGGAGAACACGGCAAUGACAGAGGAGACCACCGGUGUUCCAGAAACCACCGAGGCGGCGAACACGGCAAUGACCGAGGAGACCACCGGUGUUCCAGAAACCACCGAGGCGGAGAACACGGCAAUGACCGAGGAGACCACCGGUGUUCCAGAAACCACAGAGGCGGCGAACACGGCAAUGACCGAGGAGACCACCGGUGUUCCAGAAACCACAGAGGCGGCGAACACGGCAAUGACCGAGGAGACCACCGGUGUUCCAGAAACCACCGAUGCAGCGAACACGGCAAUGACCGAGGAGACCACCGGUGUUCCAGAAACCACCGAGGCGGAGAACACGGCAAUGACCGAGGAGACCACCGGUGUUCCAGAAACCACCGAGGCGGAGAACACGGCAAUGACCGAGGAGACCACCGGUGUUCCAGAAACCACAGAGGGGGCGAACACGGCAAUGACCGAGGAGACCACCGGUGUUCCAGAAACCACAGAGGCGGAGAACACUGCAAUGACCGAGGAGACCACCGGUGUUCCAGAAACCACAGAGGCGGCGAACACGGCAAUGACCGAGGAGACCACCGGUGUUCCAGAAACCACCGAUGCAGCUAACACGGCAAUGACCGAGGAGACCACCGGUGUUCCAGAAACCACCGAGGCGGCGAACACGGCAAUGACCGAGGAGACCACCGGUGUUCCAGAAACCACCAAGGCGGAGAACACAGCAAUGCCCGAGGAGACCACCGGUGUUCCAGAAACCACUGAGGUGGCGAGCAUGGCACCGACCACUCAUGUUCCAGGAGCCACCACCCCAGCGAGUACAGAUCAGACAUCUCCACCAACAAUUAAGCCUAUUCAUUGCCAAAACGGAGGAACGUUCACUGGAACCAUUUGCAAAUGUACCAGUGGGUUCCAUGGAGAUGUUUGUCAGUUCCUGGAGGAAAGCGUGGCGCUCGAUAAAAUUGAGCGGUUGGUGAAAAUUGGAGUGGUGAUCGACGACGACUACGACCCCAAUUACGACAACACCAGCUCAGAGGAAUACAGAGAGUUCGUGAACGAAUUCACUGAGAAGAUGAAGGCCUUUUACACAGAGAAGAAUCUCGAAAACUUUCACACAGUGGUGGUAACGACUGUUAGGCCAGUUAUUCCGCAAGGUCGGGUGAGACGUUCGGCCUCGGCAGCAGAGCAGCACAGAUUAGAUACUGACGCCACAGCUGUCCACAGAGUCACGCCAAAACCACAAGGUAUCGCCGUCAGCCACAAUGUGGUUUUACUGAUCCGAAACAACGGCGACUCUGAGAAAGAAUAUCAGGAAGAGUUGAAAGUUGUCACUCAGGCACUUCAUACACUUGCUAGCUGCAAAACAGGCUGUGUCUACAACGUGACACAGACACCGUCUGUGGUUGAGACUACCGUGAAUUUGAACACCCUUUGCGGGUCACUGGUGAAGGAUCCCGACCUGGCUGUGCACUACAAGGCUGUGACCUUCGACCAUAUCCUGGUGUGCGUCACACGAUGCGACUCUCGCUACGGCUCCGACUGGGUCAGGUGCUACAACGAUGGCGCGUGCAAAGUUUUCAAGGAUGUCGGCGCCAUUUGCAACUGUAGAGCUUUGGAAGCCACUUGGUAUUUGGGCAGUAACUGCAGGCAGCCCAUCCGGCGCACGGCCUUCUACGCCGGUUUGGUGGUCACUCUGGUUUGCCUCCUGGCUGCGCUGGCAGGCUUGACCGCAUAUGUCACCGUCAACAAGAAAGAGCAAAUGAGGAAAAAAGACAUGAAAACGAAGCUGGUUAACAAUUGGCUCAACGACGAAUUUGAGUGGUCCCGAUCCGACAAACUCUCGACAGGCACGUUCAAUGCUGGACACCUGAACCCGUCGUUCCCCUACCAAGCGUCGCUGCGGACGCCUCCGACACGCCAACACGCGGAUUACAGACAGUCCGGCCGGUCCAGCCCAGCUGUGAGCAUGUGCAGGCUGGACGACGCCUCGCUUCACCGCGACGGAUUACCUCCCGAGCACGAUCAAGCGAUGAGGAUCCACAGGCCGCAGAUCAGGUCAUCGUGGGACGCCUGAGCGCCGCCGCCGCCGUCGUUUCAGAAUUAAGCGCUUCGACGAGCCGUCGGCAACAAGGCACGAACAUCACUUUUCUUCCAGGCACUGGAUUAGUGAUGGAAGCUAAUUUAUUGAAUCACUUUUCCAAUGCGUAAUGAAUUACUUUGUCUGUAAAAGCACUGAUUUGCCAUUCAAGCAGUCGUAAAGUAUGUGAUCCUUGCUCUGUA
This is a messenger RNA of Phyllopteryx taeniolatus (common seadragon), 3956 nucleotides long. RefSeq names its product mucin 3A, cell surface associated (gene muc3a). Lineage: Eukaryota; Metazoa; Chordata; Actinopteri; Syngnathiformes; Syngnathidae. The transcript has 13 exons. The coding region runs from base 1 to 3750 and encodes 1249 amino acids. The record is from RefSeq and is a predicted model, not a curated record.